Chara braunii is the source of this 4019-nucleotide messenger RNA. The record is from the annotation of a GenBank genome assembly. Lineage: Eukaryota; Viridiplantae; Streptophyta; Charophyceae; Charales; Characeae.
UUCAAAUCAGUUCAGUCCAAUCCUAUUCAAUACAAUUCCAUUCGAUUCGAUUCAAUUGAAGUUAAUGGAUUUCACUAAACUGAGCUCAUCUUAACCCCCCUCCCCCCCUUCAGACCAACCGUAACUAAACUCACCUGCAAAACUGGCGCAACUCAAACCAAAUUACUUAGACUGUCAGUUGUUCCAUAGUGCUUUCGAAUCGACCGAUGCUCGUGUAUGGAUGCACAGAGGAGAGGACUAACGAGAUUGGGUUGCUUCGAUCUCAUCAGCUAUAAUUACGAUGGGUCUAUUACUACACUGUACAUAUCGUCUCGCUCCGAGGAGACGAGAGAGAGAGAGAGAGAGAGAGAGAGAGAGAGAGAGAGAGAGAGAGAGAGAGAGAGAGAGAGAGGGUGAAACUUUGGCCGAAAAUUGGCGGUGGUCGCUGGAGCUUCGCUGAAUUCGUGAAGACCUGGAAAAGAAAAAACACAGUCUCACAUGCACAUAAGCUCUGGACUAUCAAGACGGCUUUUUUUGUAUUUGUGUUAACGCUACUUUGCUAAAGGAGAUUCCGUGGAGGCACAGAGAGAGACAAACACACCCACCCACCCACCCACCCACCCACCCCCCCACACACACACACACACACACACACACACACACACACACACACACAGAUGCACGCUUUGCAACGGGAGAGACGAAAAUAAAGGAGGGGGAUUUUGAACCUGUUUGCGGAAUAGGGCGCGCUUGUGCUUGUCGGUCGGGCAUAUUACAUUUUCAUGUGCGUUCGUCCUCCUGCUGCUGCUCCUCCUGCUGCUGCUCCUCCUCCUCCUCCUCCUCCUCCUCCUCCUCGCCACCGCCGCCUCUUCCGCCUCUUCUCCGUUCCUCUCGGCGACUCUAAUCGACCAGUCCCCCAUCUCCCUGUUGUUAUGGUUUGGCAAGUCUUAUAUCUGCUGAGAUGUCGAAUGUCACGAAAAGCUCAUCUUGAAGGCGUUUCGGAUAUCUUCCAUCGUUUUCUCUUUUGUCUUCCCUCGACUCGAUUCUUUUGCAAUCGCUGCGAGCUGCAUCUGAUCAUACAUGAGAAACGAAAAACGGAAGUGGAGAAUCCGAUUGACUGGGGCUGCAUUGAAAUUGUCGCCGACGGAGCUCCAAGAGGAAAGAGCCAGAGAGAAAUGUCUUGUGCGCAGCUGCAAGGGAGUAGAGUCACAGAGUCCAAUCGACUGGGGCUGCAGUGAAAUUGUCGCCGACGGAGCUCCAAGAGGAAAGAGCUAGAGAGAAGUGUCUUGUGCGCAGCUGCAAGGGAGUAGACUCGGUAGAGCGGCUAGAGCCACAGAGAAAUCAUCUUCUACGGAUGUCCAAGAGAGAGAAAUGACAGAGAGAAAGACUUGCCCCCAAUGCCGCCCAUAACUUGCCGCCAUAACUCGAUGGCAGAGACCUUCAGAAUGUUCAGCUUGGCAACUUAGGAAGCUGAUAGCCAGUGAUAGGCACUCUGCUGAGUCUGCUCCAAUUAUCCAAUACGGUUUUCGUUCUACUCUUAACUUGUCCAAUACGGUUUUCGUUCUCCUCUUAACUUCGCGAAAAGGAGUAGAGCCCCUGUCACUGGCUGUCAGUAACGCAAUUGCAUACUUCUCCUCUUAACUUCUCGAAAAGGAGUAGAGCCCCUGUCAGUGAGGCUAUUGCAUACGUGACGAUGAUACGUCUCCUCUUAACUUUGCGAAAAGGAGUAGAGCCCCUGACGCUAUUGCAUACGUCGGGAUUUGAGCCCGUCAUCAGGGACGGGGAUGUGCACCAUCUACGAUGUGGGAGAAGAAUUGAGAGCUUAGACCUUAACAAUGAGGAGGAGGAAUUGAGAGCUUAAAAUGAGGAGGAGGAAUUGAGAGCUUAACAAUCAGGAGGAGGAAUUGAGAGCUUAACAAUCAGGAGGAGGAAUUGAGAGCUUAACAAUAAGGAGGAGGAAUUGAGAGCUUAAAAUCAGGAGGAGGAAUUGAGAGCUUAAAAUCAGGAGGAAUUGAGAGCUUAAAAUCAGGAGGAGGAAUUGAGAGAUUAAAAUCAGGAGGAGGAAUUGAGGACCGUAAUGAGGAAAACCAACUGGGAGCUUAAGUCAGAGAGGGGGGGGGGGCCUUGAGGGCAGGGCCAGUGCGGAAUCACUAGAAAUAAUCACACUAGAAAGAGAGGGAUGUUCAACAGUCCCCGAUUUGGGAGAAGAUUUGGGAACUUAGAGCUUGAAAAAGGAGGAGGAGCAACUGAGAGCUUGGAGUAGGGAGGAUCUGCGACUCUGCGAGAUGCUUCAAUUAGGGGGGAGUUGAGGGGAGGGCCAGUGAUUUUUGGGAGUUGAGGGCAGGGCUAGUGAUUUUUUUAUUUUUUAUUUUUUUCUUUGAAACGCCGUUGACUUUUUAUAAGCGACGGUCAGAUCUGGAGAUCCCGGUGAGUGGCAUCUUGCCUCAGGUCCAGCGCCGGCUGUCAUAGGGCCUCGCGCCACUACUCUCCACAUGCACGAAAGACGAAAAAGAUGGCAAUGCAUCUGUCGUUGUUCUAGCAGUGGAUUCAGUCUCAUUUUGCACAUUUGGAGAGUAGUGCAGCGAGGCGCAUGUACAGCGGAUCGGCAGAUAUCUCACAGCGGGAAUGACAGCGGGCAGAACUUGGGGAAUCCAGGGGUGUGAGUGGGAGGCGCUUGCUGCGGGUCCAGCCUCCGUUGUCGUUUAAGCGGCGGCGGGUCAGCGGAAAUGACAGCGGAAAUGACAGCGGAAAUGACAGCGGGAAAUGGAAUUGACAGCGGAGUCAUCAGUAAAAUUGGCGGGAAGUCGACGAUUAGCCCUGCAGAAGCGGCGUCGAAAGUGGACUCCGCGCCUGCUCUGAUUUCAGCGAAUCAGCAGAAAUGACAGCCGCGGGAGUCAACGCAAGUUAAUCUCCACGGGAAUGCCGACAAUCGGGCCACUUCCGAAACGGCAUCGGAAGGGGAAGGGGGGGGAGAGAGGGGGGCGAAGGCGGGGGAGAGGGGGAAGCUAGCACGAAGGAAGGCCUGGACAGUGGAUACAGCUUGCUGAGGGCUCAGAAUCGUGAUGAGCCGGUGCGAAUCCGACGAAACAUCAAGCAGGCUGCUUGGACGUGGACAUCGUCUCAACACACGACAAGAACAUGUGACUAGACGUACGGAUUUCCAAACACGAUAGGAGGAGGAGGAGGAGGCGGAGGCAGGAGGAGGAGAAGGAGGAAGAGGAGGAGGAGGAGGAGUAGCAGGACGAGGGGCUGCGCAAGAACAUGUGGAGGAACGGUCGGUGCAUUUGCUCCGCUUUCUCUUUGCUGAUAGCUGAAGGGCUAGAUGACGGUGAUCAUCAUCUCCAGAUCCCAAUUGCGGCUAGCCGUUAAUGACGGGAGUGAACACAAUCAGAGUGUUGGAAAACUGCAGAUUAUUUGGGUCGUUCUUCUUUUUUUUUUUUGGGGGGGGGGGGGGGGGUUCAAAAUCAGCUUCUGUUGGCGUUUUGUGUCGUUUUUUCCUAGUGUUAUGGAGUAGGAGCUUAGUUUUUUGCUCUUCGUUUUGUUUAAUUGCCUCAUUUUGACGGGGCGACUUGAGACUCAGGGCAUACUCACACUAACAACUUUUUUAACGUUGCCGGAAGAUGGCCGUGAUCGCAGUCAGAUGCAUUUUGGAAAGUCCUAGUGUGAGUAUGCCCUCACGCUGUACAUCAUUUCCUCUGUUGAUUAUCGUCUUCCAACCUUGCCCCUCAACUGGUGUUUAGUCGACAAGUUCCCGGUAGGGCCGGUAGUCUAGAACGUUCUCCGGGGGGGGGGGCUACUCUUAGAGUCGAAAUACUGUCCAGAUAUUGGUCAAAUAACGACGUAUCUUGACGGAAUGUGACCGUAGAUAGAUAGAUAUAGAUAUGAGCUCCAGUUCUUCCUGGCCUAAGGAGCGGAGGCUCCUUCUUUAGUCGCCCUGCUACAAAGACGGGUGUGUAUUGCUAUUUUUUCCCUCUUGCUUUCUCCUGGUGAACUUCAAAUUCAUUUUUUGUAAGAGAUGAAGUGUUUAUAAUCUUUGUCUU